Molecule: messenger RNA, 2222 nt
Organism: Numida meleagris (helmeted guineafowl)
Lineage: Eukaryota; Metazoa; Chordata; Aves; Galliformes; Numididae
Gene: VTI1A
Product: vesicle transport through interaction with t-SNAREs 1A
Exons: 6
Coding region: 136-684 (182 amino acids)
Biological process (GO): vesicle fusion with Golgi apparatus; intra-Golgi vesicle-mediated transport; intracellular protein transport
Cellular component (GO): late endosome membrane; ER to Golgi transport vesicle membrane; Golgi apparatus
Molecular function (GO): SNARE binding; SNAP receptor activity
Source: RefSeq, a predicted model, not a curated record
GCGGUGCGCCGGAACCCGCGGCGGUGGGGACGGCUUUGCGGGGAGCGGAACGCGGAAGCGGCUUCGCGGCGGAGCGCGGCGUCCCGCCGGGCCGAGCCGAGCCGAGCCGAGCCGAGCCGAGUCCGCGGCGCAGCCAUGUCGUCCGACUUCGAGAGCUACGAGCAGGACUUUGCCGUGUUGACGGCCGACAUCACGGGCAGGAUCGGCCGGGUGCCCAAGCUGCUCGGAGAUGAGAAGAAGCAGAUGGUUGCAAAUAUUGAGAAGCAGCUUGAAGAAGCAAGGGAACUGCUUGAGCAGAUGGAGCUUGAAGUUCGAGAGAUCCCACCUCAAAGUCGGGGAAUGUACAGCAGUCGAAUGAGAAGCUACAAACAAGAAAUGGGAAAACUUGAAGCCGAUUUCAAAAGGUCACGGAUCGCCUACAGUGAUGAGGUGCGGAAUGAGCUCCUAGGGGAUGAUGGGAAUUCCUCAGAGAACCAGAGGGCACAUCUGCUCGAUAACACAGAGAGGCUGGAAAGGUCAUCUCGGAGACUAGAGGCUGGAUACCAAAUAGCAGUGGAAACCGAACACGGUUUUCCCCCAGUCCAACCCAUAGCAGAAGAGGGACGUGUGGUGCUUGCAGAACAUGCUGGAUGUGCACGCGGCACAUCAUGGCCAACACAGAGCUUAUGGUCAUCAAUCAUUUGAUUGUUCUUUAAACACUGUUUUAACAGGCAUUCGUUGUAUAAAUGGAUCAGGUUAUUGACCUUUGCCAGCAAUUGCUUGCUACAUGUCAUCAUGCCUUAAUGAUAUUAUCAAGGAACAUAUUCUGUAUUGUGGAUACUUUAAAGGGCUCAUGCAUUGUCUCUCACUAGGACGCAUGGCUGGCUAAAGUAUCCUGAAUUAGCAAGUUAUUUGAUGUCAUUAUUAAAAUAUGCAGUACAUUUCCAGCUACUUGCAGAGUAGGAGAGUUAAAUGCUUCUCUCAUUUCUACAAAAGCAAAGCCCAGGAAGAAGAGUUAUUUGUCAUAUUGGAAUACUUGGUUUGAGAUCUUGCCUCUUUUCUCCUUCACAAUUUAUUCUACCUAGAAUUGAGCGGUGCUGUCCUCCAGCUGCAACUCCUCCAUUUCUAGGAAUAUUGUAGGUCUAAUAGGCACAAUUAAAUCAUUACAGCAUAUAAUAGAUGGAACUCUAAUGAAAUCAACUAUGUUUUUAAUGAAGAUUAGAGUUUUUAAAUUAGAAUAGAUACAGAUUUCUUUAUUUACUUGUGUGGGGCGGGAAGCUUGCUGACUGUAAUGGCUGAUUCAAUUUAAAUGAGGAAAACUAGCCAGUAUUCUAUAAAUUUUCUCUUCUGGUUAAAAUUUAAGGCUACAGUGACUUUCAAAAUCCAGAAUGAUGAAAUCGAACUGUUCAGCUGAAUAUUCUUACAUCUAUUUAUUAUGUGAAUCUACUGUUGUUUCUGUGGCUCCUUGUGUCACAUUCUUUAACUAAAAGUUGAUUUUCUGUUAAGAGAAAAACAUACAUAUAUCACAAAGUAUACAGUGUUAUGAUCCUGGUUUUUUGUUUGUUGCGUUAAAGUUAGGACUGCAUGUAAACCAGAGAGAAUGUGCAUUCUUAAAAUCUUUAAAAAUAGAAAUUAAUAAAUCUUCAUGGCAUUGCUAGAAAAUAAUUAUGUAGCAUUGCUUUCACUUGGUGGUGGAGAGAGACUCCUAGAAGUGUAGGUAGCCUGCAGAAUAGAUAAGGCCAGAAUACAAAUGUUACCCUCUUGUUGUAUAGUUGGUUGUUUUUUAAUCCUGGGAAUACUGUGGAGAUCUCUUUAUUAAUACCUACUUCACAGUUUUGUGGAGCUUAACUUUUGGAAGGAGAACCACAAUUUUUUACGGUCAGGUCUUUUGCACUGUACGACAGCAACAAUCAAUUCUGGAACACAGAAAGUAUUUCUACUACCCAACAGUAAACUUCAAGGAACAGGCAGCAAAAAGGUGUAGAGCUGGUGCAGGAAAGGAGAAUCGGGACAAAAAACCACAAUUUGAUAGUUUCCUCUAAGUAAAACUCUUCAUAGCAGUCUCCAUUCUUUUUGCCAGGGUUACAUUUGAUUGCUGGCUUUGACAGCUCACUGUUGGCAAUACGUUUCAUAAAUGUCUAAUCCAGCUGGACAGUUCUGUUUUCAUGUUUCCUUCCAUUUAAAGAAAAACAGAGGAAAAAAAAAAGAGGUGGGUAGCUUCCAUGAUAAGAUUUCAAAUAAAA